Messenger RNA from Symbiodinium necroappetens, 2427 nucleotides. The record is from the annotation of a GenBank genome assembly. NCBI's taxonomy places the organism in Eukaryota, Dinophyceae, Suessiales, Symbiodiniaceae.
AUGACUUGGGUCGUGAGCGGGGUUCUCCUCCUGGUAAUCUCUGUGCUCUGCACCUGGAACUGGCUCUGGCGCCUAGAGAUGAACUUAGCCACCUUCGGCGCCCUCUUCCACGGCUUCGCCGUGGCCCUGCGAGCGGUGCAGAACCAUGCUGUUUUCCGGGACCUGCGCUGGGACCCGGAGGACCAGCAUGGCAUCCUCGUGGUCUAUGAGUUUCCUGGGCUCCAGCUCUUCAUGUUUGGCAUGCUGGUGAUGUUUGCAUCGCUGCAGUUUUAUCUCUACACCUGCAACUGGAAGGAGUGGAGGAGUCUUGAAAGCCAGGACGAUCAGACAGGGCACGAGGGCUGCUACAGCUACAAUGUGGUGAAAGACCUGGGCGCUGCUGACGACAAGGACGACGAGGGCAGCCAAGCUUGUGCCGGCAGCCACUGGUGGCAGUGGAUCCUCCUCCCGCUUUGCAUUCUCUGUCAAGUUAUUGGUGUACAUGUGCCACUUAUCUACACUGAGUGCAUCUUGCCGAAUGUCACGUGGGUUCAUGACGAUGCCGACGGCUACCGAGUCUCGCAAGGUGAGUCCUACAUUGACGUGAUCCGCUGGCUGUAUCAGCGUCAACUUCCAUGCUCAGCGUUUGUGGCUGCGUACAAUGCCAUGUUGCUGCCUCCACUGCAGUUCUUGAUGAUCUUUCUGAUCCUCCUUAACCCGGAUUUCAUCCCGGGGGACUUGCGCCAAUCGAUGCAGACAUAUGUCAUGACGCUGGCACCCAUGCGCUUCACGCAGCCGUCCAUAAUGAUGCUGGUCGUUGGCAUCGCGAGCCUUCCCAUCGAGAACCAGCAUCCUGACAACAUCCGCUAUGGUGGGUACUUCACGAAUGGCUACUGGUUCUUCCUGUCUUACUGUGUGGCAAACCUCAUCUUGGCCUGGUCCGUGCAGCCAGCAGACUUCCUUCCAAAGCCCGGACUGCUGAAGGCCUGCAAGAGCGUCAAGGGGAGGGACCCAACCCUGAGGAAGCAUUUGGGUGGCUACAACGACUACGAUGCAGAGUCCGAGGGCUCCGGGCCGGAGGAUCUUCAUCCGAAUCCUCCUGUACCGUUCUUGCUGGCGACGACCGCGCUGGUCGUGGCCGGCAUUUGGGUUGCCCUGAUGUACCCGUACCUGGAGUUCGAGUUUCGGAUCGCAGGCGUUGCGAUCCACCGAGUGACUCCUACUGUGCUGGACCUGUGGUGGAGCAUAGGCUCCGUGUCAUGGUUUCUGAUGUGCUUCUCAGCCUGUACAGUGAUCUUGCUGCCGUCGCUGUGGGUAGUGUUACUCUGUUGCCGGCUGCAACCGGACUCCUCCUUUGGCUGGGCCGAGCACUGGCUGAGGCCCUGGGUCAUGUGCCACAUCUGGGCGGCAUCCCUGGUCCUGGUCUACUACAUCGUGAUGGCCAGGAAUCAAAACACGAUGGAGGUGUGCGUCACUUUCCCAUCCCUGCCUCUGGGGCCUGCCGGCAUCCUUGCGAUGGGCUUAGGAACCUACGCCCUUCUUCAUGCUGCCAAAGCGAAGUCGGGUCCGGCGGCUUCGCUGCCGCCGGGUGGUGCCCCGCUAUGGCUGGGCGGGCCGGCAAUGGCCAUCUUCGCCCUGGGAACGUUUCUUUCCACGCACGGGCCCCUGCACCAAGCGAAGCCGAAGAAUUUGGAGGACGUGAACCUUCGAUUGGACCACAUGGUGGGACUGCUGAACCAGCAUCUGCGCAAGGAUGUGACGGAGACGUUCGGUGACUGCUCGGCGCUGUGGGACCUGCGCAUGAAAGAAGGUGAGGUCUCUUCCAGCUCACGGUGGGCGAAAUACGCAGACUGCUCUGGAACCACACCACUGCUGCAGCGCGAGACAGAGGUGGGCCCAGCAACCUCCAAGCAUCGCAUGAAGCUCGAGGCCCUCUGGGCGAAGGGUGCGAACUCUUUGGAGUUGGAGACCCUCCGGUUGCGUCGUCCACCGGAUCUCUGGCAGGCUAACCAACUAUGGCACCUUGACAUCCGGGCGGCUUUCGCUGACCUCCAUGUGUUCAUGAACGUUUUCGUGGACGGCAAGGAGUGGUACAGCGGCAAUGUGUGCUGCGAUGAGGCGUUUCACUUCGAGCUCCAAGUCACUGUCCAAUGCCGGCAGGGCCUGGGGUUCGACGCCAUGGAGCUAAACUUACUCCACAUGGACGAGGUGGUCUUGGCACACAACACAGCGCUCCUCUCCGGACCCGCUUGGGCAGCGGCCGCCUCGGAAGCCGGCCGGCGAGAGCUGGUGAAGAAAGUGGUCGAAGACUUCGUUUCGUUGAAAACUGGAAGACUGCUGUUGAGGAACCUGGAGAAUAAAUCGGCGAAAGCACGCCAGAUCGCCAGCGAUGUCCUUUCAGACGUCGUGGAACUUAACACAGGCGAGAUUUGCACCAUGCAGGUGUGA